Synchytrium microbalum is the source of this 1374-nucleotide messenger RNA. Its product is annotated as ribose-phosphate diphosphokinase. Gene Ontology annotation, molecular function: magnesium ion binding; ribose phosphate diphosphokinase activity. Gene Ontology annotation, cellular component: cytoplasm; ribose phosphate diphosphokinase complex. Gene Ontology annotation, biological process: purine nucleotide biosynthetic process; 5-phosphoribose 1-diphosphate biosynthetic process; ribonucleoside monophosphate biosynthetic process. The transcript has 9 exons. The record is from RefSeq and is a predicted model, not a curated record. The coding region runs from base 1 to 1374 and encodes 457 amino acids. Lineage: Eukaryota; Fungi; Chytridiomycota; Chytridiomycetes; Synchytriales; Synchytriaceae.
AUGGGGUUUGGAGUGUAUGAAGGACGUGACUUGCACGUCUUGUGGAUUCUGGCACGAGUUUCCAAUUCAUAUGCGUUGCUUUACAAUUAUGAGACUAUCAAGACCGCUUGUCAGAACUCUGAAAAACGGAGUUUCGUCGAACUGGAGGAAGGCAAUAAAAAACACUUUGCUGAGGCUGUCGACAACCAACAACUAGGAGACGAGACUCCCUCUAUUCCCAUACCAACUUCUCCACCGCCGCGCUCUCCAUCGUCCCCAUCUGCUCCCAGAGCAAGACAGCUGCCGUUCCGAACAUCAACAACCUCUGAUUCAAAUCGUGCAAUGAGAAAAGUAAAGAUAUUCAGUGGAUCCUCGCAUCCUGAGCUAGCAGGCAUGAUUUUAGAACGAUUAGGUCUACCACCUGCCACUGCAACUCUAAAAAGAUUUUCAAAUGCUGAAACUGCCGUCGAGAUUGGUGUCUCGGUACGAAACGAGGACGUCUACAUCAUCCAAUCUGGCUCUUCACAAGUCAAUGAUGAUUUGAUGGAGCUGCUCAUCUUUAUAAAUGCUUGCAAGAUUGCUUCGUCGAGACGUAUUACUGCAGUGCUGCCUUACUUUCCAUAUAACAAGCAAUCUAAAAAGAAGAAGAUUGCAAGGGGGGCUAUUACUGCAAAGUUGGUAGCAAACAUGUUGAGCGUAGCCGGUGUCGACCACGUCAUCACCAUGGAUUUGCACUCGUCCCAAGUGCAAGGCUUCUUUUCCCGUCCAGUCGAUAACCUCCUCGCUGAACCAACAGUCGCAAAGUACAUUCGCGACAAGUACCCAGACUGGCAGAAUGGUGUCAUCAUCUCAAAGAAUGCUGGUGGUGCCAAGAGGGCAACAUCGCUAGCAGAUCGCCUCAAGAUUGAUUUCGCAUUGAUUCAUCGUGAAAAGAAUCAUAUGAGAGAAGACUUGAAUGGAAACGAAACUGAUAGCACCGAGACGUCAGAAGAUAUCUACCACUACCAGCAGGAUGAUGGGUUUGGAGAGAUUGAGACAACGCGGUUGACUCUAGUGGGAGAUGUGAAGGGGAAGCCUGCAUUCAUUGUCGAUGACUCUAUCGACAGCACCCACUCCUUCCUCGAUGCCGCAGUACAUUUGAAACUCUCUGAAGCGUCCAAAGUGUAUAUUGUCGCCACUCAUGGUAUCCUGGCUGGUAACGCGUGUCAGGAAAUUGAGGAUUGUGAUGCCGUUGAUGAGGUUAUCGUGACAAACUCAUACCCCAUAUCAGAUGCUAAAAAGGCCAUGACCAAGAAGCUUCGAAUUAUUGACAUUAGUGGAGUGCUCGCUGAAGCUAUUCGACGUACCCACAAUGGAGAAAGCAUAUCAUAUCUCUUCCACAACCCAGUACUAUAA